UUUGCAAUAUUGCCACAGGACACACGAAACACAAAAUGAUUCUAUAACCCUCUGUCGACACAGUUAAAACAAGAGUAAGCUACAAAGCUACACAUUUUGUUUUGUGGAUACAAAUUAAUUAAUCCUCACAACCUGAGAUUUUUGAUAAGAAGAAAUCUUGAUAGUCAAUGAAAAUCGUAUGGUAACAUAGACUUCUCCCCAACUCUAAUCCAAUACUUGUAACUUUCCUUGUCUUACGGACACAGUUAGCCUCGUGCUGUGACUAUUGACUAGAGACCAGACUGUUCCUGGAAGUAGUUGACUAGAGGCCUGUUCUUUUCGCAAACGCGCGACUAGCAGCGGCAACUGAAAAUUACCUCUUUACCAUCAGAAAUAUAGCGCUGGUGAAAUAACCGAAACUUCCUUUUUCAGUCGCAGCGGCAAAACGCAGUAACUAAAUCCGACGCUGAAAAUAUCAGUGGCAGCAUCAUCCUCUUUUUCCAUCGUUGCGGCAAGCUGCGAUAAUUAAGUUUACUUUCAAGAGCGUUCAUCUUGACUCCGUCAAAGUGUGAUUUUGUUGCCGCGACCGCUAGUCGCAGCGGCAAUGAAAAGAACAGGCCUUAGGUAUCAAAAGUGUAGAUACACAUUUCAAAACUGGUUUUGUCACAUAAACUAUUUGUUUUGAAUACAAGCUUAAUCUAGAGAAUGACAUUAUAACACUAAUUGGGUAAGGAAAAUAAACAUUAACAACAUUUACAGAAAAUAUGUCUCUACCGAGCAUCAUAUGCCAAAUCUGGAUCCAAAAAGACACUUGCAAACACAAUCUUUUGAGGUGAUUAGUUUGGAUCUUUGAUACUCAUUUCCACAAUAUUUUCUCAGUAUUAUUUUCCUAUGGAGACAAAAACUUAACGUCGUUCUCUCUGUUUUGGCAAAGCAAAGAUAUCUUUGCCAACUGGCACUAUACCUUACCUCAAAUCCUCCUUUAUAAAGAGCAAGGACUACAUCUGUGCAACAUAUCCUCUCUUUCAUAUAAGUUAUUACUAGAGAAAUACGCCAAACUUUUUCACAAUGGCAUCAAACUCAAUGUCUUCUUAUGGAUCUGGCUCAUGGACUGUUAAGCAGAACAAAGCCUUUGAGCGUGCUCUAGCAACCUAUGACCAAGACACUCCUGACCGUUGGUAUAAUGUUGCUAGAGCUGUUGGUGGAACAACACCUGAUGAAGCUAAGAGACAAUAUGACCUUCUCGUACGUGACAUCGAAAUCAUCGAUAAUGGGCAUGUGCCAUUCCCUAACUACACGACUACUGGAGGCAGAACCAAAGGCAGGCUGCGUGAUGAGGAAAAAAGUGCCUCCUUAGGCUUUGUAACAAACCAGACAGCAAAAGGUACCCAAAAUAUUUAUGCCUAGAAUCAUUCCUUCUCAGUUUGGUAUGUAAUAUUUACUGUCCGAUCCCACAUCUUGCCCAAGAAGGUUCGGGAAAAAAAACGAAACCUAUUCAUCAUGAAACUACUAAGUACUAUAUUUAAAGAAAAUAAAACGAAGCUUUCUAUGAAAACAAACAAGAUGUAAUUUUACCAAAAAAGAAAACAAAAAAACAAACAUACAAGCAAAAUCAAUGUAACAAGUUUUCUUUUAAUUCCUUCAUUU
This is a messenger RNA of Brassica napus (rape), 1626 nucleotides long. Its product is annotated as protein RADIALIS-like 2. Gene Ontology annotation, molecular function: DNA-binding transcription factor activity. NCBI's taxonomy places the organism in Eukaryota, Viridiplantae, Streptophyta, Magnoliopsida, Brassicales, Brassicaceae. The transcript is spliced from 2 exons. The coding region runs from base 1048 to 1386 and encodes 112 amino acids. The record is from RefSeq and is a predicted model, not a curated record.